This is a messenger RNA of Eriocheir sinensis (Chinese mitten crab), 3611 nucleotides long. RefSeq names its product transcription factor IIIA-like. The coding region runs from base 191 to 1711 and encodes 506 amino acids. Gene Ontology annotation, cellular component: nucleus. NCBI's taxonomy places the organism in Eukaryota, Metazoa, Arthropoda, Malacostraca, Decapoda, Varunidae. The record is from RefSeq and is a predicted model, not a curated record. The transcript has 9 exons. Gene Ontology annotation, biological process: regulation of transcription by RNA polymerase II.
AACCGGGGCUGGCGGGGCACGUGCGUCAGCGGGAAGGGGAGAGGCGGCCCAGUAGUGCCUGCCAGCGGACACCAGCACGUAUACAAGACAUGGUGGCACUGUUUGGGGCCUGCCAGUAGUUAUGGGCGUGUCCUGCUGUGUUGUACGGUGUUAGUGAGAUCGUAAAGCCAGUGAUCUUGAGGGCCCAGUCAUGCGGUCGCCUCCACCACUGUGUAAAAUGGCCAAAACGUCUGUCAAGCAAUUCUCAGUGGACGAGUUUGAAGUCAAGGGCGACGAUGUGUUUAAAGUUCUUCAUCGCUAUCGGGGUCUAAAGAAAAGUAUCUGCGGGAAGCCUGAGGAGGAAACGCAACCAGAGACAAGUCAAUCGCAGGACACAUCACACAAUGGAAGUUACGACGACGACAAUGAACCUGAUGUCGAGAGCAGCACUUCCACUCCGCGUCCACACAGCCAGAAGAUGAAGAAGACAGAACCACAUGCAAGCAACCUCAUAAACAACAUAGACGAUGCAAGUAAUAAGGACGAAGAUAGAAUGAGUGAAGACGAGGAGACGGAGGAUGAUGAUGCUGGUAGUGUCAUUUCUGAAGGGAGUCAGAAAAGCCAGAACCAGGGGAGAGUCAAGACCCCUCGUGGCAGGAAAAUGUCCAUUCAUGUUUGUCCCUACGAGAACUGCGACAUGUUUUUCACCCGGCCGUUCCGACUUGCUCAGCACAUCCGAACACAUACAGGCGAACGUCCUUAUGUCUGCCCUGCCGAGAACUGCUCCAAGUCCUACGCUCGCCAGCAGCACCUGAAGAGACACAUAGAAGUCUCCCACCAAGAGGAGGAGACAAAGGAAAAGUUGGAGUACCAGUGUGCCAUGUGCGGCCUCACACUGAGUAACGUCUACUGCCUGAGGAAGCAUGUGCAGCGCCACCACGUCACCCGCGACCAGCACAAGUGUGGCGAGUGCGGCCAGGCCUUCGUCAAGCAGCAACACCUUCAGAAACACUCCUACGAGCACACCGGGAUCCUGCCAUUCCCGUGUGAUUACCCUGACUGUGAGAUGCGCUGCCUGACCCCGAGCAGGCUGAAGCGACACAAAUUGACCCACCAGAAAAGCCGCUACGCAUGUCCCAAGGAGUCGUGUGAGGAGAAGUUUGACAAGUACACAGACCUGCAGCAGCACAUCAUAGCCACUCAUCCCAAAGUGUGUGACAUCUGCGGCAGACCGUUCCGAGGGCUACGUGUCUUACGAAAGCACCGACUCAUACACGAAAGCACCACUGAGGCUUUCUUCUGCUCGUACCCGGCCUGUGACAAAUAUUACACGUAUCUCAGCAAUCUCACGGCUCACAUCAAGGAUAAGCACAAGCAGAUGAAGAUUUACGAGUGUGGCGUUUGUGACAAGCGGCUCUCAUCGAAGCAAAAGUUGAUGCUGCACAUGAACACCCACGACCCAGACUACAAGAGGAUCUAUGCCCCAAAGAAGCCCCGCAAGCCACGGAAAGACAAAGGCAGCAUACGGCGAGACUUCACGAGGCUCCUGUCUGGUUACGAUGGUCCUGAGGAGGGUGAGGAUGCGUCUCAAGAGCUGCCGUCCGAGAGCAUUGCCGAGGAGAGUAUGGACACAUUAACUACUUGCCCAGACGAGAGCACAGACACCCAAGAUAAAGUGUUGCCAGCUGAAAAUGAAACCUGUGACAGAGUACUGGAUAUGGAGGAGUUUUGAUGCUUCUCUGAUCAUGGCGAGGGAGCACGAGAGGAGACCACACCCACAGUGACCCGGGGAAGGUUCAGUGUGCCCUUGUCGCCCUUCCCCCUGCCGUCCUUUUGCUUCCCCCCGUGAGUUGACGACACCAUCACUGGUCCAGGCGCUGUCCCUUCUUUGCCACCAGUCUGAAGGAAAAUGGGAUGUACAGUUAAGUGCAACAUAGGUCCAUAUUCUUAAACGUAUCCAAACUCCCACUAUGUCUGUUUCCCAAGGCCACAUAGAUGAUUAACCAGGUUUCAAUGGGUGAGUUUUCCGUUCAAGAUGUAAAACUAUCACUAGGAUCACAGAACAGUCCAUGAAAGGCCCAUCAACUUCCACAAGAGGCUUUUCAAACAGGUGAACUGAGGCGCCGAUAUGUUUAAGAAUGUGGGCUAUAGUUCCUUGAUGUAGUAAAGGAGAGAAGAAAUACAAGACACUUUCAUAAUAUUUGUAAAAGUCAUUGGUAUUUCUCAAGUAUCAGUGAUCCUAGUCUACCAUCAAGUUAAAGAGGAUGUACAGUUAAGUGUGACAUGUUUUCGUGACUUGGGAAAUAACCAGACCACAGCUUUUUCAUAACAUUGUAAAAGUAUAAAGAAGUGAUCCUGGUAUUGCUUUCUCUGUCUACCAUCAAAUCAAACAAGACACACAGUUAAGUACGACAUGUUUUCGUGACUUAGGAAACAAAUAUACAGACCAUGGCUUUUUCAUAACAUUGUAAAAGUACGAAGAAGUGAUCCUGGUAUUGCUUUCUCUCAGUCUACCAUGAAAUCAAACAACACACACAGUUAAGGACGACACAUAUCCUCGACGGAGUAAAAAAUAAAUACAAACUGCCCUCUCGUAUUUGUAAACGUUAAUGGUAUGUUUUAAGUACUAGAAGUGACCCUAGUAUUGGUAACAAGACGCAUAUAUAUAUUCUUUUAGGAGGGAUAGCAUUGUCUGUGAUACUGGACUGGAGUUGAGGGUAAAUGAGGUUGUGUGGAAUGACUUUUGAGUGAUUGUUCUGGUUGUGUCCGAAUGUUUCAAGAGUGUGUUAGUGAGUGAAUAUAUUAAUGUGUUCCCAUGUGUCCGAGUGUCUCAAGAGUGUGUGAAUGAAUGGGUAACUUCAUGUCUUCCCCUCGUGUUCUGAUAUUGUGUUCCAUGUGUGUCGGAGUGUUUCAAGAGUGUGUGAGUGAUUGCAUUGCCGUAUGUGUUCCCGGUGUGUCUGAAUGUUGUGUUUCCCAUGUGUCAGGGUGUUUCAAGAGAGUAUGCAAUGUAUGGGUAGCUUUAUGUCUUCCCCUUGUGUUCUGAUAUUGUGUUCCGUGGGUGUUGGAGUGUUUCAAGAGUGUGUGAGUGAAUGCAUUGCCGUGUGUGUUCCCAGUGUGUCUGAAUGUUGUGUUUCCCAUGUGUCUCGGUGUUUCAAGAGAGUGUGCAAUGUAUGUGUGUGGAUAAUUUAAGAUGGUGUGUGUAUGAAUGUAUGAAUUAGUGUGUUCUUCAUGUGUCUGGUAUCAAGAUGGUAUUUGUAUGAAUGUAUGAAUAACGUGUCUGGAUGUUUUAAGAUGGUAAGUGAAUGAAUGAAUAUAUAAAUGUGUUCUCUCUGUGUCCUUAUGUUCUAACCUGGUGUGUGAAUGUACGAAUGUGUCGUCUGUGUCUUUUGAAGUCCUAAGGUGCUAUAUUUGUGUCCCGUCUUUUGGCAGUGGAAUGUCUAAAACUUACUCUGGGCUUGACACUUCCCUGUGCUUACUGUGAAAGGCUGAUAAUUAUUAAGUUGAUGAUUAUACCCAAGAAUACUAAUUAGGCAAUAUUAUAAAUCUUUCCCUAUAGUGAAUACUCUUCUGUGUGUGUAUUUGUAGAACAGUAAGAUGAGGAAUUCUGCAUACAAAUAUAUAUUAUACUUAAU